CUGAGCUUCAGCCAUGCCGAUAGAGAGAGAGAGAGAGGUUUGAAGGGAGAAGGGAGCGGGUCUGGCUGAGACUGAGUUAGGUGAGGUUUGCAGUGACUCGGUGAGUUCGUCACUGCUACAUUGAGCGACCAGGUCGGAGCGCGGAACUUCCAUUCUCUCCUAUCAGAGGACGAGCCGGGAGCAGGGAAGCUAGCCGGAGAUGGACGUUCCCCGAGACCAAAUGACCGCCCUCAUCGACCAUGGCCUGUUCGGCUCCGCCGAGAUGCUUGGUUGCUUUCUGGUUUCAUCGUCCUCCGUGAACGCUGAGACUAAUCCUCACCUCAAGGCCGAGAAUUUGGUGCUCCUUGGAGAUGCUUUGUUUCGGGAGAGGGAGUAUCGGAGAGCUAUUCACACGUACAAGCAAGCCUUGCAGUACCAUAGGAUCAACCCGAAACAGUCUUCGGCUAGCACCAGAAGUUCGUUGUCUGCAUCGAACAGGUCGUCUUCUCCAAAUUCUUUUCAUGCAUCAGCAAUUAAUGAAAAUGAGGUAAAACUUAAGAUUGCAUCCUGUCACUGCUCUCUGAAUGAGGGGAAAGCAGCAAUUGCUGAGCUCGAAGGGAUUCCAAGCAAAGCAAGGAACUUGCAAAUGAACUUACUAAUGGGAAAACUUUACCGCAAUUCUAGACAUAACCGUGCUGCUGCUGUUUGUUAUAAAGAGUGUAUAAGAAAUUGCCCUUAUGUUCUUGAAGCUAUCAUAGCUCUGGCCGAGCUAGGAGCUACUGCCAAGGAUAUUAUUUCCUUGUUUCCUCAGACUCCAAAUAGAGGCAGCAGGGCUUCAUACGACCAAUUUGAUUCAACACGUUGGCUACAACGCUAUGUUGAAGCUCACUGCUGUAUUGCCAGUAAUGAUUACAAAGGUGGUCUGGAACUUUUUACUGAACUGCUGCAACGCUUCCCUAAUAACGUACAUUUAUUACUUGAAGUUGCCAAGGUUGAAGCCAUUGUUGGAAAGACUGAUGAGGCCAUCAUGAACUUUGAAAAGGCUCGAUCAGUUGACCCAUAUGUAGUAACCUACAUGGAUGAGUACGCCAUGCUUCUGAAGAUGAAGUUUGAUUACACAAAGCUCGGGAAGUUGGUGCAUGAUUUGUUGAAUAUUGACCCAACAAGACCGGAAGUUUUUGUUGCUUUGUCUGUGCUGUGGGAAAGGAAAGAUGAGAAAGCAGCUCUGUCUUAUGCUGAGAAGAGCAUUCGAAUUGACGAGAGACAUAUACCUGGUUAUAUGAUGAAGGGCAACUUGUCUUUGUCAAUGGGUAGACUAGAAGCAUCGGUGAUAGCCUUCAGGGUAGCUCAAGAACUGAGGCCCGAUCUUCGUUCAUAUCAAGGAUUAGUUAGGUCUUAUUUGGCAUACUCAAAAAUCAAAGAAGCCCUCUAUGCUGCGAGGGAAGCCAUGAAAGCCAUGCCUCACUCUGCAAAGGCUUUAAAACUAGUCGGAGACGUACAUGCCAGUAAUCCCAGUGGCAGGGAAAAGGCGAAAAAGUUCUACGAAUCUGCCCUUAGGCUAGAACCCAGUUACCUCGGAGCCGCCUUAGCUUUGGCAGAGCUGCACAUCCUCGAGGGUCGGAAUGGAGAUGCGGUGUCUCUCCUCGAGCGGUAUCUUAAGGACUGGGCUGACGACUCUCUUCACGUCAAGUUGGCCCAAGUUUUUGCUGCAACUAAUAUGCUGCAAGAGUCCUUCUCUCACUAUCAAGCUGCAUUGAGGAUCAACUCACAGAAUGAAGCAGCCAAGAAGGGGUUGGACCGUUUAGAGAAGCAGAUGAAGGGAGUGGAUCCAGAUGCCCCCGAAGAAGAUGAGGAGAACGAGGUAGAGGAAGCUGAUGGGGAUGUAGAAGAAACUGAACUACUAUAAGCUUAUUAACCGAGAAAUUCCCAGCUAUUCCUAAUACAGCACUUUGGGUUGGAGUCGAGCAUGUCGAUUGUUUAAUACUCGGACUGCCCCAUGGCAGAAUUUGCUUCAGGCCUGGAGAAUAAAGAUCCUGCAUCUGACUCAAAUUAAGUCACAAGAGCAGUUUCCAAGUUGAGAAUCCGAAAGGUUCAUACCAGUCACCACCAGCUUAGUUCAUGCUUGAGGUCUUUUUGCCUUAAGAUGGUGACUGGCUCAAGCCUUUACCGAGGGAGGAUUCUUGGCCAGAUUGGGUAUGAAAGGAUUCAACUACCCCUAUCUACUCCAAAACCAUUGUUUGCUAGAUUGUAACGAUGUUGAUAAACUGAUGAUGGCAUAGUGUUUUUAUUUUUUUCCUUAAAUUUAAGGCCGGCUCAGUCAAGGAUUUGUCUAUGUAAAAAGUUUUACUGAAAUUGUGUGUAACAUUAUUUUCUGGCUAAGGAGUUGUGGACUAUUUGCUGAUAAGUAUUAUUGAUGCAUAUGUUUUGUGGAUUUCGUAGUUUAUUGAUAAGCAUUGAAAAGGGCAUUAUUGCAAUAGCCCAUUAUAUUUGAA
Punica granatum (pomegranate) is the source of this 2471-nucleotide messenger RNA. NCBI's taxonomy places the organism in Eukaryota, Viridiplantae, Streptophyta, Magnoliopsida, Myrtales, Lythraceae. The record is from RefSeq and is a predicted model, not a curated record.